AUGGCUUCUACUACCACCAAUGAAAUCAUCCAACUCAAUGCUCCCACACACUUUCCCAUUAAACUCACUACCAUCAAUUUUCCAGUUUGGCGCCGACAAGUUCAUGCUACCCUUGUUGGUCUCAACCUCCUGGGCUAUAUUGACGGUUCCACCAAGGAACCCACCGAAUACACGGAUCCUGCUCGAACCGUUCCCAACCCAAGACAUUUAACUUGGUACAGUCAGGACCAAAUCAUUGUUGGUGCACUUCUGGGCAGCUGCACUGACACAAUACAACCACUCGUUUCAUCUGCUACGACAGCUUAUGAUGCAAGGCAACGUCUGGUUGCUAGUUAUGCCAGUGCCUCUAGAGGACGCAUUAUUUCCCUCAAGGCAAAACUAACUAAAAACCCGAGAGGUUCUCGGUCCAUCGCUAUUUACCUCAAUGACAUGCGAGCCAUAGCCGAUGAUCUGGCGUUGGCUCAGUGUCCUGUCUCUGAUGACGAUCUAAUCGUCUACAUAUUGACGCAGUUGGGGGAGGAUUACAAUUCUAUCAUAUCGGCUAUUCGCGUCCAUGAAAAGCCUAUGUCCUUUGGCGAGUUACCAGAAGUGCUGACUGACCAUGAACGCCAAUUGAAGGGUGUGGAUGAAUUGCAUCGUCUUUAG
Ipomoea nil (Japanese morning glory) is the source of this 645-nucleotide messenger RNA. RefSeq lists its product as uncharacterized. The coding region runs from base 1 to 645 and encodes 214 amino acids. The record is from RefSeq and is a predicted model, not a curated record. NCBI's taxonomy places the organism in Eukaryota, Viridiplantae, Streptophyta, Magnoliopsida, Solanales, Convolvulaceae. The transcript has a single exon.